Molecule: messenger RNA, 1806 nt
Organism: Micromonas pusilla CCMP1545
Lineage: Eukaryota; Viridiplantae; Chlorophyta; Mamiellophyceae; Mamiellales; Mamiellaceae
Exons: 2
Coding region: 1-1806 (601 amino acids)
Source: RefSeq, a predicted model, not a curated record
AUGGCGACCGCGCGAUUUCUUUUGCUCGUCGUCGGCGUCCUCCUCGGCCUCACCGCCGCGGAGGGACGCCAUCUUCGCGCGAUGACGAUCGAGCAGAAAGGAUCGAACUCGGAUAUGGAAAUUUCCGAAGGGCAGCUCCAUCAAGCUCCCUCAAGCCUCAAGCAACACGAGCGCUCGACGCAUCGCGCCGCGGCCGGGGACACGACGACGUCCGCGCUCGCGGACCGCGCGUCGCGGUCGAGCUCCAAGUCCGCGUCGGAGAUCUUCCUGAGCGAGUACGAGGACAAGGACGGCGCGAACGCGUCCGCGGUUUCGCCGUCGCCGUCCGCGUCGGACGCGUCCGAAUCGCACGUCGAGCGCCUCCUCGAGCGAUGCGCGAGGAACAACGCGGUCGCCAUCUUCAGCUGCAAUCAAGAGCACGCCCACCUGUGCCGCGUCGCGGCCGCGAACUUGGACGACCGCGGCGUGGGCCGCCUCGCGGUCGCGGCGGAUCAGCGCACGUGCGACGAACUCAAGGUGGACGCGGACGGGGAUAAGUGCUGCGUCGUCGCGGAGGAAGCCGCCGCGGCUGGGCACGAGAUGCACGCGACGCGGUGGGAGUACGUCGAGCUCUCGCUCUCGCUCGGUGUGGACGUCAUCCUUCAAGACUGCGACGUGAUGUGGCGCGUGAACCCGGUCGACACGUUCCGCGCGUCGACCGACGUCGGCGUCGUCGUCCUUCGCGAGCGCGGGACGAACCACCCGUUUCACGCCGGGAUGGGGUGGUACCGCGCGGAUUCCCCCGCGGUGUUCAGGCUCGUGAGGGACGUCAACGAGCGCAUCGAUCACGCGCGCGCGGCGGAGACUAACCUGACGAAGCUGCGCGUCGUCGGCGUGGACGUGGACGCGAAAAAGUGCGGCGCCCCGGACGCGCUCGCCGCGUUCGCGGACGACAGAGCCGUCUUGAACGACGCGAUCGAGAGCUCCGCGAUCGACGCGGACGUGUACACGCGCGCGAGGGUGGAGUGCGACCCGGACGGCAGGGACGUCGGCUUCGCGUGCGUGGAGGAGUUCGCGGAGACCGGGUGCGUGACGUUGGAGAAGAAGUCGUCGUUCGAACGAGGGAAGCCGGAACCCCCCGGCUGCCGCGGCGGCGCGGAUGCAGAGGACGGCUUCGCGAGUAAGAUAUUCGACGGCGUCGCGCGGCGUCGAUCGUUGCUCUACGCCGACGCCGCGACGACGCGACGUGCCAAGACGGGCGAUGGCAAGGCGUGCGUCGCCGCGGACGACGUCCUGUCGUCCUGGCAGUGGAGCGGCAACCACAGCGGAGAGCUCGGUCGGUGGAACCCGAAAACCGCGAGCGACGCGACGCUCGGGUAUCACUUCGUGAACUGCUGCGCGACGAUCGCGGAGAAGUUGCGCACGAUGGAGCUCGUGCGCAAAGGUCAGAAAUACCCACACCCGGAAACACGCGAAGCCUCGAGCGAACCCUCGAGCGCGCCCGCGAAGGCGCCCUCGCCGUACGAACGCGACGCGAAAGCCCCGCCGCCGCCGUUCGCGUCGUCGAAAAGCGCCGACGCGCCGUCGCGGAAAGAUACGACGAGCACCGGCGGAUUGUUCGACGAGAAAGAGAAGGAGGCGAUCGACGCCGCGGCGCAUUUCCACGGCGAGAACGAGUCGAAAGACGAAAAACCCGUGGACAAAUACGGUGAUACCAGCGCGGGCGCGGACGAAGCCCAAGACGAGAAAUUCGAUGAGAAAUACGGCGACACCAACGAGAAACUCGAUGAGAAAUACGGCGACGAUAAGUACUCGCGGAACCCUUGA